Messenger RNA from Dendroctonus ponderosae (mountain pine beetle), 2948 nucleotides. It is a transcript of the gene stmA, whose product is annotated as protein EFR3 homolog cmp44E. Gene Ontology annotation, cellular component: plasma membrane. Gene Ontology annotation, biological process: protein localization to plasma membrane. The transcript has 14 exons. Bases 88 to 2490 code for a protein of 800 amino acids. NCBI's taxonomy places the organism in Eukaryota, Metazoa, Arthropoda, Insecta, Coleoptera, Curculionidae. The record is from RefSeq and is a predicted model, not a curated record.
UGUAGAUAAAUCGCGUUAUCUUGAUCUAUUGUAUAAGAAUCGAAUAGCAUGCAAUAUUUCUGGCUAGCUUAAACAUGUAUAAUUAAUAUGGCCUUAAACUAUGGAAUGAACCUUAUUUUAGGAUGUUGUGGAUGUUGUAGCGCAUUUAGGCCGCGUUAUAAGCGUUUGGUGGAUAGUAUUUUCCCGGUCUAUCCUCAAGAUGGUCUCGUUAAGAGCAAUAUGGAAAAACUUACGUUUUACUCACUUAGUUCACCUGAAAAACUGGAUAGGAUUGGGGAGUAUUUGUACCAAAGGGCUGCAAGAGAAAUAUAUAGAAAAAAAUACGGAUUUGUAAUAAUUGCUAUGGAAGCCAUGGAUCAACUAUUACUAGCGUGUCAUGCACCUACACUGAAUCUUUUUGUUGAAAGUUUUCUCAAAAUGGUUCAAAAGCUACUCGAAUCAACAGAACCAGACCUGCAAAUACUAGCCACUCAAUCUUUUGUAAAAUUUGCGAAUAUAGAAGAGGACACCCCUUCUUAUCACAGACGAUAUGACUUUUUCGUAAGCAAAUUUUCUGCCAUGUGCCAUAGUGGAGACACCAAGGAUGUGAGAGAUAAAAUAAGAACUGCUGGAAUAAAGGGAUUGCAAGCAGUAGUGCGGAAAACAGUUUCAGAUGACUUAGUGGAAAAUAUUUGGGAACCUGUCCACAUGGAUAAGAUUGUUCCUAGCUUGCUAUUUAAUAUGCAGGAUUCAAGCUUCCAUAAAGAACCACCACAUGGAGAUACAAUUCCAGAGGACAGUGUUGAUCCCCCAAUGCUUGCUGAAACUUGCAUGAGGGAGCUAGUAGGCAGGGCUUCCUUUGGCCAUAUUAGAGCAGUAUUAAAGCCCGUUUUAAGACAUUUCGACCUCCACAAGUCGUGGGUUCCAAAUGAGUUUGCCAUUCACACAUUCAGGAUUAUAAUGUUUUCAAUUCAGGCCCAGUAUUCUUAUACUGUGGUGGAAACUUUAAUGGAUCAUCUGGACGAAAAUGCGAAAUCAAGCCCCACAAUUAGAACCAGCAUCGCGGAAGUAUUGUCUAAAAUAAUUGCUAUUGCUGCCGGUGAAAGUGUUGGUCCAUCGGUUCUGGAAAUAAUAAAUUCCCUGCUAAAUCAUCUGCGGGACUCGGUGAAAAAUGGAACAAUCCAAGCAGAAGAAAGGCAAUAUCAGGAAGCGCUAAUAAACGCUCUAGGAGAAUUUGCAAAUCAUCUACCGGACUAUCAAAAGAUAGAAAUAAUGAUGUUUAUUAUGAGCAAAAUACCUUUUCCGCUUGUUGAUAAUCAGACACCUGCCGAUAAUAUGCUGCAGAGCAUUUUACUUAAAAGUUUACUAAAGGUCGGCACAAAAUACCAAACAAUUCAUUUCAACACAACCUUCCCUGUGUCCUUCCUUGAACCUUUAUUGCGAAUGUCUUUAGCACCCGAUCCAGAAAUGAGACUCUUAGUUCAGAAAAUAUUCCAUACGCUUUUGGAUAGACAUGGAAAUUUGGAGAAGUUACAUAAACCAACGCUAAACAUCGUUGAUUCCGAUUUGAACGUUGAGAAAUCGUCACGACCCGACCUUAUCUUCAUUAACAAGCAUGGGCCCACCAUAUAUGACGCCUUAUAUACAAGUCUUCAAAUGGAUUCAAAUACUCCUGACAAUAUUGAAGCCAUUUAUACAACUCUAGGUUUACUGUGUGUUGAAUUAGCAAGUACAGAAACAGUUAUUGACUUGUUGCAACUGUUGCUGGGCAUCCAAAAUUUGGCUCUAAACUCGACCACGCUAUCUUAUGCGCAAAAAUUCAAUCUACAUGCUUUGGUAAUCAGCCUGUUGGUAUUAAUAUCAGAUGUGAUGAACAUUCAGUCUCUGUCUGAUUACUCCAGUCGAUUAAUAGAAGCAAGAAGAGAAGAAGCUUCUUACUGUUUACCCGAAAUGUUAACGCAGUAUCCUGCUCACUGUGAAUCUAUUAGUAAAAUGCCUCAUUUGUUGGUCGAUCAGAUGGCGGUGUGUGAGUACUUAAAAGCAUCCGGAAUAGAUCCUUCUCGUUUAGCACAAACUUCACCAUAUGGAGCAGGAGGUCCAGGUGCUAUAGCAGGAAGUCAAAGACAUAGUUGGAUGGAAGCUGGCGCUCGUGGAAGUAUAAUGGAAAUUCCGUCUGUACACGAAGUGGAUAGUGCAGCGAGCUCGCCUGGCGUCACAAGAAAAUUACCUGAGGAAGGUUUAAGUUUUGAAAGUAUGAAAAAGGUUCUGAGUGAACCUCCCGAAAUCCGAAAGGAAAGUGAGGCCGAAAAGAGGAAGCAAAUUAGUCAUACAUUUAGAACUGCGACGUUUUCCGAAUUGGUUAGACUAACUCAGCCUAAGCAUGAUCUGUUACAAAAUAAACUCAACGAAAUAUUCAAGUCUUUAACCACAGCCGAGAGCAGUAGUACAACAGACGAUCCGAAGAAACUUUCCAAAUGUGAAGAAAGUUUUCCAGAACUUUUUUAUUAUUAGACAAGGUAAGUUUAUCCAGGUGAUAGUACAUAUUAGAAAAUCGGGUUUAUGUGGUAUCUGUUAAAUAGGAACGUAUUUAUAUUUUCGAAUAACAUACUUUUUUACUCCGAUUUCUUGGGUUUAGUAAUACAAUUAUUUGCCGAAAUGUGCGGAAAUGACAAGUAUGUAUUGAAACUACUUCACAAUGUUCCAAAAUCGAAUCACUUAUGUUGAAAGCGAUCAAAAAAUAAUUGUUUCGUUGCUUUGCACUCUAAAUAAUUUAAAAGCAAUUAAUUGUGAUAUUCCUGUUUGUGGAUCUUUAAAUAAUAUUUUUAUGUGGCGUAACUAAAGUAUUUAAAUUGUAUUAAUAAAUAUCGGUUUAUGUUUAACCAAUAGAUGUAGUAAUCGUAAAAAAUAUUUAGGUAGACAUCUAAAUAAAAUAUAUGUUAAAAUUAAAAGUCUCAAAAGUUAAAAAAUCA